Molecule: messenger RNA, 1588 nt
Organism: Prunus mume (Japanese apricot)
Lineage: Eukaryota; Viridiplantae; Streptophyta; Magnoliopsida; Rosales; Rosaceae
Product: UDP-glycosyltransferase 74B1-like
Molecular function (GO): quercetin 3-O-glucosyltransferase activity; quercetin 7-O-glucosyltransferase activity
Source: RefSeq, a predicted model, not a curated record
CAUUUUACUAUGAUCAGCCACCAUUUUCCACGGAAAAAUGGUUCAAGGAACCUCAAGCUCUGCCUAUAAAUAUGUCCUCUAUUGAUAGAACACAAAGAUAACUGCAUCAAAGGCAAGAAAUGCAGAACCAAAAAGGCCAUGUCAUUGUGCUCACAUAUCCUGCUCAGGGGCACAUAAAUCCACUCCUCCAGUUUGCUAAACGCUUAACCUUCAAAGGCCUCAAGGCUACUCUAGCCACCACCCAUUACACUGUCAAAUCCAUCCAUGAAACCUCUGUAGGAGUUGAACCCAUCUCUGAUGGCUAUGAUGAAAGUGGAUUCAAGCAAGCCCCAAGUGUAGAAGCCUACUUAGACUCAUUCAAAACAGUUGGCUCAAGAGCUUUAUCAGAGCUCAUACUCAAGUUCAGUGCCUCAGGCUCACCUGUCAACUGUAUUGUGUAUGAUUCAUUGCUUUCUUGGGCAAUUGAUGUGGCCAAAAAGUUCAAUAUCUAUGGAGCUGUGUUCUUGACAAACUCAGCUUCUGUCUGCUCCAUGUACUGGCAUAUCAUUCAUGGGCAUCAGGCUUUUCCUGUGAAGCAAGAAACUGAGCCUUUGCUGAUGCCUGGCCUUCCUCCACUUGCUCUUUCUGACUUGCCAAUUUUUAUUUCACAGCCUGCUCCUCACUCUCCCUAUUUGGCUCUCAUCUUGGAACAGUUUAGCAGUCUGGAGGAAAAUGACUGGGUGUUCUGCAACUCCUUUGAAGAGUUGGAAAGCGAGCUUGUGAAGGAAAUGCUGGGACUGUGGCCCCUGGUGAUGAUCGGUCCAAUGGUGCCAUCAAGCUACUUGGACCAAGAAAUUGAAGGAGACAGAGAUUAUGGAGCCAAUCUUUGGAAGCCAACUACAGACCAGUGCAUGAAAUGGCUGGAGAAGAAACCACCUGAAAGUGUGAUAUACAUUUCAUUUGGAAGCAUGGCAGAUAUUGCAGCUAAACAGGUUGAAGAAAUUGCAUGGGGCUUGAAAGCAAGUAAUCAGAAUUUUCUAUGGGUUGUGAAAGAGCCCAAGACCAAAUUGCCAGAUGAAUUCCUGAGCUCAAUAGGUGAAACUGGUUUGGUGGUGACAUGGUGCAACCAACUAGAGGUUCUAGCGCACCAGGCUGUGGGUUGUUUUAUAACUCACUGCGGAUGGAAUUCCACGUUGGAGGGGUUGAGCCUAGGCGUGCCGAUGGUGGCAAUGCCACAGUGGAGCGACCAGCCAACUAAUGCCAAAUUUGUGGAGGAGUUGUGGGGGGUUGGGGUGAAAGUUAAGAAAAGUGAAGAGGGAAUUGUGAGUAGGGAAGAGCUAGAGAUGUGUAUAAGGGAAGUCAUGGUUGGAGAAAGAAGCGGACAGAUAAAAAAGAAUUCCCUGAAAUGGAGAGAGGCUGCAAAGAAAGCUGUUAGUAUUGGUGGAACCUCAGAUUACAACAUCAAUGAAUUUAUACUGAAGCUUCUUAGUGGACAGGGAAAGAAGAUUUGGUAGUUGGAGGAACUUGCGACAUGUUAAUAAUGUAAAAAUGAACUUUCGACACCGAAAGAAGUCUAAGUAACAAUAAACUGAAGCAAUCUAGAAUUCAG